This is a messenger RNA of Panicum hallii, 1426 nucleotides long. RefSeq names its product protein CASPARIAN STRIP INTEGRITY FACTOR 1. NCBI's taxonomy places the organism in Eukaryota, Viridiplantae, Streptophyta, Magnoliopsida, Poales, Poaceae. The coding region runs from base 197 to 493 and encodes 98 amino acids. The record is from RefSeq and is a predicted model, not a curated record. The transcript is spliced from 3 exons.
CCUCCAGAAAAGUUUUAACUCUCUUUCCCUCGGGAAUUUGUUCAGAGGAAGUCAGAUUCGUUUUUGUCGCUUGUAAGGGAUUGCUCACCUUCCUGGUUAUAUAUUCGGCUUUCGUUGCCAAAGAAAAGGGGUGAAGGGAGGAAGGCCCGCUUCACCUGGUUUCAGGUUCAUGUGUUGCCUGUGUUGCUGAUAGUGUAUGCAUCGCGUGAUUUCAGAAAUGAGAAUACUAUCAAGGUCUUGGACAUCUGCGUCCCUCUUUGCUCUCAUCAUCUUUGCUUUCUUAUUCUCAACUUCAUUCGCAGGGAGACAGCGCAGUUUCUUGACGGGUCAAGAUGACCUACGUCAACACGGAGAGGCAGCAGGGACUGGACAGAAGGAAGCAGUAGCACUUCUGGUGCCUGCUCGGAUGCUCAACGUCAAGACGAAUGAUUACGGCAUCUAUGACCCUUCCCCUUCCAUGGACAAGCCGCACUUCAAGCUCAUACCCAACUGAUCAAUUAUGUAUCCAUGUUGCAGCACUGGAGCGUAGCCAAUGAGCAAUUCGGCUCCUUACAUGUGUACCAGCUGAUGUAUAGAUUGAGAGGGAAUUCCUAGGCUUGAUAUAAAACUAUUAUAAUGGCAUUAUUUAGUAUCUUGUAAUAGAUGUUUCUUUUUGCGAAAUGUUAUAGAUAUUUCUCGUGCUUUGAAAAGUAGUCACAAGGAGUUGUCACUGUUCAUUCGGUUGAACUUAUCAUAUAGGAGUAUCAUGCAUGUCACGUUCUUUUAAAUCCCUUUUCCAAAUUUUAGGAUUUGGAUUCAAAGAUCGGGGCUGCAGGAUAGUGUCAUCAGUGACUUAUUUUUCAAAUCUAUUUGGAAGAUAAAGGAAAGGAGAUUCAAGACUAAUUGUACCCUCAGCCUGAUUCUUGAAUUCAACCUAAGGUUCGGGGGCUACUCCAUAUGUAGUGCGAUUUUCAUCGCACCCCGUGCAGGAGAUAAUUUUUUUGAAGACUUAAAAUCUACUCGGGCAAGAGCACCACGCAGCCUUGAAGCGGCCAGGAAGGUACUUGGAAGACAUAUUCAAGGUGGAAUUCUGAGGUGGAGUUUUGAAGAACUCGAAGAUAUCUCCAGAAGUAUUCGGAUGCCUGCAUUACUCGGCUAUGAAGCGCUCAGGGACUUGUCAGAGAUCGAUCUCCGGGUACCCACAAGGAAGCUACCCGCAAGGAAAGAAGAAGUCGGACUCUUACUAAGAUUCCUCAGUAAUCCUACUAGGACUCUACCCUGUAAUCCUACUAGGACUCCUAUCUUGUAACCGACUAGUAACCCGCCCCCUAGAAUAUAUAAAGGAGGGCAGGGUACCUAGAUCGGCAGAGCAGCCAAUAGGCAGCUCAAUACCCAAGCGUAGGGCACAAUAUACAAUAUCUCAAAUAGGAUGAAGGGUAUUACGUUA